This is a messenger RNA of Blepharisma stoltei, 1002 nucleotides long. The record is from the annotation of a GenBank genome assembly. NCBI's taxonomy places the organism in Eukaryota, Ciliophora, Heterotrichea, Heterotrichida, Blepharismidae.
AUGCUAGAAAAAUUUCCCCCUAUAGGAAAGCAGAAUAAAGAAGCAGCCCAAAUAAACAAACUGAUUUCCAAGCUAACUACAAUCCAAGACGAAGUUACUUUUUAUAAAGAUAAAACACAUAAAGCUAGUGGUGACAUUUCUCGCAUAAUUACUAAAGCAGUUUUCGUACUUUAUUGAUUUUUUUUAAUCAAUUCUUCGCAAAAUGAAUUAAACUCAGGAUAUUAUUUUUUUUAAUUUUUUAAAAAUUUUAUAAAAUCUUUUUAUAACGGAACGGACAUUUUUCUACAAAAAUAAAUUGGAACAGGAUUUUUUUCCAAUAUAAAGGGGGUAAAGCAGAAAAAAUUAACUUUUAUUAAAGAGCCUUAUUUCACUAAAUCAGAAAAAUAUUUACAAGGAAAAGAAAGCAUUAGCCGUAACCUUAACAAUGAAACAGACCUUAAUAAAGAAAGGCAGAUCACAUCUUUAAUUGAAGAUGAUGAUCCACAUGAAAAACGCUAUAUUUCUCCAUCAAUGCUUUUCGAUCAAGAUUUUCGUAAAGCAUUUAAAAAAAGAAAAAGAGAGUUCGGGUUCAGCGAAAAACCGUUAUCUCCGUAUAAGUUCUCAUUUAUCCCGACUUCCCCAGGGUAUGUAGAGCAAAAAACGAAAAAAAUGAAGCCAAAACUUGCAUUAAUUAUCAAUAAAAAGUUAGGCGACAUUAUGUACAAUAACACUUAUAAAAAUUCUGCAAAGCAUCUUAUUGACGACUAUAUACAUAGUCAUUCCAAUCAUAAGAAAAUGAAAAAAAAUAGCUCAGUUUCUGUGCUGCCAAGUCCAUCUCCUACUAGAGGAGAAAAAUUUAGAAGAAGGAGCACUAAAGAUCUUUCGAUUAAUAUAAGAGAUGAAGUAAGGAAAAAAACUGAAGAAAUUGGCAAGCUCAAAGCAAAGCUAUCGAAAUUUCUGCUGAAAAAGAAAAAACAUGCAGAUGAGAUAAGAAACACUUCAGGGUCUAUCAUAUAUGUGUAA